AUGACAAGCUUUUUAUUACUAUUAGCAUAUGUUUUAUUUGUAACAUUUAAAAUACUAUACGAUCCGCUGUGGGAUUGGGUGCGAGGAGCUUUCAUAGUGACAUCUCUAAUUUUCGAUAUUGAACUUACGUAUUCCAUAUUUUUCGUGUAUUUUUUGGCGUGCAAAACAAAAAGGUGGUCACAAAUCUUGCAAGUAGAUGAGAGGAAUCCAAAUGUUUUACAGGAUAACAUUGGUAUCACGUUGGUUGAAAGGUUAUUUAAUAUUUAUGAAGAAAUAUUAGAUACGAUUGCACUAACGAAAGAAGCCGUUCAGUUUACGACAUUGCUCCAUAUAGUGAUUGUCUUUAUACAAUCAUUGACUUACAUUGAAAUAUUGAUUAUGAUGACUCAAAAUCAAAGGAUUGAACCAGUAGCAGUGACUAGCCACGCAUUUGGAGUAGGUAUUUGGAUAUCGAAAGCAGUGCUAACUGAAACCACAUUUUGCAUCGUUUGCGAAAUGCUUUACCGACGGAUAGUGUCUACUCAAAUUCUUGCUGUUACUCUUAAAAAUUACUAUAGUUGCCGGGAUGCUCGGAGAUUUCUAAAGAACAUACAGCGUCUUUACAAAGUGCAGUUUGAAAAAUUAAAGAUCUACGGAAUAUUUACUAUUGACGCUGCAUUGCCUUUACGUUUGGGACGUCUCAUUGCUGAUUACACUGUAAUAUUGCUACAGUUUGCAUUUUUAAGAAAUUAA
Molecule: messenger RNA, 732 nt
Organism: Parnassius mnemosyne (clouded apollo)
Lineage: Eukaryota; Metazoa; Arthropoda; Insecta; Lepidoptera; Papilionidae
Source: the annotation of a GenBank genome assembly